AUGGCUUCAUGGAACAAUGGGGUUGCUUGCGGUCGAGUUUUCCAAGCCUUUGAUUGGAGUGGUAAAGUAUUCACAAAGUUGCUGCAACUUUCUAAUCAAAUGAAUUCUUCGAAACGAAAUGUCAAGCGUAUGCGUAUGGCGUCUUCCAAAAAACGCUCCUCGUUUAUAUUUUUAUUAAUCACAUUAAUUCGAUACGGUACUCAAGAGGUGCGUACAGAACUUAUAAACACAAAAAAUAUAACGACUCCAUUGUUUAAAGGAAUCUUCAACGAUGAACCCGUUGUUUUGAAAGAUCUAUUACAGGCUUGGCUUACAUAUAUAAUUUUAGAUCGUAGCGUGAGUAGAUCUACAAAGGUCUUCUAUUUCAAUGAGUGGUCAUUGAAUUGCGUUCUAAGUCUAUAUUCACGUGAAGAAGAAAUCAAUGGCGUCCCUUUGUACGAACAUGUUCACAAAUUUUUCCUUCGAGCUUGCACUGUACCUGGAGAAGGUCUUUGCUUUUCUUCAGUCGGAUGGCAUGCUCCUCCGAGAUCUGAAGCUAAUAAGACCGUUUAUAAUCGCGUUCUGCAGUCUCUUUUGCCUUCACUACAUAUCUACACCGAUCCUUUGCAACGGGAGCUUUGUCUAAAAGUAUUGGGUGCUUGCCCUGAUAUAUCUGCUUCCUUUUUAGAAAGAAACAGUCUGAAUACUGAGGCAACGCUAAGCUUUCAAUGGAUUUGCUUCACUUCUUUCCUUCAAUCAUUUCUUAACAUGGACUUGCCUAAACCCUUUUUCCGUCCUGAGACCAAUUCCGCUCCCUCUGUUCACAGUAUUGUUGAAAAUACCUUACCGGCUUCAUUUUCGAAGCCUUUGAUGUUGAAGGCAUUAAAUAGUUCAGAUAAACUUGUUUGCUAUCUAGGCUUGAACACACUGUUAUCGGCAUUUAAGAGAUUAAGAGAGAUUUUCGCGACCAUCGACGAAUCCAAACUAGAAUCUGAAAGCAAAAUCUCGUUGACUACGUCGAUUGCUGAUGCUAUAUCAAGUCGUCUCCCUGAUGUGCAAAUAUUUAUCCAGCUGUACACAACAAGUAAGCAUGAACUGUUGACGGAUGCUGUGCUGAAAGUUAUUCUUUCUUAUUAUAUUUUUUUCCCAGAAACUGUGUUGAAACUCAAGAUCAGCAGCAACGUUUUCUUGGGCACUGACUUAUCAUCGGUUUCUUUCGAUCGUCCUUUUUCCCGUUCUCACUUGCAGAGUCUUAUUAAAAUUCUUCAGUUUUUGCCGGACGUCAAGUAUUUUGAGUUGUCCAAUUCUCCUUUCAUUUUCCUGACUUCUCUUUACCUAAAGUCAGAAUACUCUCAGUUGAAGGACGCUGUUAUCAGAGUUCUGGAAGAUGCUUUGGCCGAAACUGAUGUUGUCUCACCAUCUCUUCUAUUAUCUCCAAUUAUACCCAUGUUGCAAGCCUUAGAAACUAUACCUGAUGAGUAUGUUGGCAAUGUCUUGCAGUAUGCCAAUGCGUGUGUAAGUCGCUGUACGUCUCGUGUUUAUGCAUACUUAGACGUUUCUAUAAGCUACUGCAAGGAGUCGCUUUUGGAUUAUCAAGAUGGAAUGGUACCACCGUUUUCUCCGCUUUCUAUAGUGCUUGUUGAGCAGGUACCGUUUCUCUUGAAAGACACUUCAGUUAGUCAAGAUGCCAAAUUGUGUGUUUUAAGUUGGAUAUUUAAAUGCUUGGUAUUUUUUGGCUGCUGCGGUGAAUCUUUUGACUGUCUCUCGAAGUUAUCCACAAAAUUAAUUAGCGUAAAGACUGAUUAUGACUUUGCUGCAAACCGCAUUGCUACAUUUAGUCAAACUAUCGAAAAGUUAGCAGGGAACAUGGAGUUGGGAGAGUCGCUACCAAAUUUAGACUUGCUUUCAUUACUUCUAUUGUGCAAUGAUGAUUUAUUUUGGAAGAAUGUUUCAACUGAGUUUUCUAUUCAACCGAGGUUUGCUCUUCUUUAUUUUUCCGUCUUGUUGAAAAGGCUUGCUAUUGCAUUGAACAAUAGUAAAUCAAACAUGGAACCUCUAUUUAAAUUGCUCUCAGAAAAUGUUCAAGUAUUUAUGGCUUCAACUGAUAGCCAAUCAAGCUUAAAUCUGAGAAAUAUCUUUUCAAGUCUGUUAAACUUACGAAGUUUUGCCAUGCAUCCUGAUUUCAUUGAAUUCAAUAUGCAGUAUGCUGAUUUCCUUCAUGAAACCCAAGCUUUUAAUAGUCAAGGCUAUAUUAGCAAACUUUCAUUUGAAGAAGCAAAAAAAUUUUUCAAUAAUCCAACAGAACGUGAUAUAUGGAAAAUGUCACUCAUUGCUAAGUAUAUGGAACAAUGGUCUCAUGAUCAGAUUGACAGUAUCUGUCAAUCACUUGACACGUUCAUACGAGAGCGUGCCUCGUUUGUCACUAAACACUGUCAGAAUCUUUCACCUAUUUUGUCUAAGUACAUCACUUAUGUGUCGACAAGUAAACACAAAUUAUCGGAACAGACUUUUGGGGUCCUGCUCAAAAAUUCCUUGGCGCAAUUUUCGGAAUUAUCGACGUCUCUAAGUGAACAUUUUUGUCAGUUGAAGGACCAUUUAGAUGUAUCCUGCUUAGAAAAGUCUCUAGAGACUUUAGAAUCUGUGUUGCUUAAGGGUUGUGAUGAUAUAAGAGUAAAUAUAAUAUGCUCUUUAAGUAGUGCAUCGUCUGAAAUUACAUCUAGAUUAUGGAAGCUUUUUCUUUCUAACAAAGAGCUAAGUAAUCAAUUUUGUAAAGAAUACAUUGGGUUAUUUAGCGUUUUGGCUAAAAAGAUUGAUGUUAAUAAUGUCCCUCUGAACGAAGUUGAAGAAUGGUGUACGUUCGUCUUUGAAAUGAAUGAAAAAUUUAUUCUUGAAAAUCCAUCAAUACUUGCUACUGCGUUCCCUGUGGUUUCUCUAGGCAGAGUGAGACCCUCCUUGAUCGACGAAACUAUGGCAAAACUUUCGGAGGAUUAUCUACCGUAUGAAAUUUUUGAGCUUUUGAAGAUCGUUGCAUCAAAACACGAAAUUAUUUCAUCAAAAGCUCCGAAUGUAUGUUCAACUAUAAUGUUAUUGUUGACUCGUGUCUUUUCAAAUAACGAUGAAUUGGAUAAUAACGUGUUUUCCUUCAUUGAUAGCUUUGGUGUUUAUUUAAUUGACAGUUCAGUUAGUGUGGAGAAGGGAAUAAGCAAGACAGUUAUAGACAACUUUUUGGAAUCAGCUUUGAGACAUCUUCAAAGCAAAUCAGUUUUGGAAUUCAUCCUUAAAGUCUUAUUUUCUAUACCAUCGGAACAAUGCAAUUCCUCAAAAGUUCUGCAAAUGAUAUUAGCAAAUGAGAGCAAUCCUUUGUUAUCGGAACGUUCUUCUAGUAUCGAUAAGUCACUUGUUGCUGCUAUUAUUUGUAAGCUUACAAUAAUGGGCAACAAUUAUUCAUUAUCGAUUAUGGAUCAGAUCAUUCAAUUAUGUAAAGGCAGAUACACUCUCCAUGAUUCGAUUCUCUGCGAGCUUCUUCGAUAUAUGGAAGAAAGACUCAAUGUCAGCGCCGCCAGUCGUUACAAAGGUUGGGUUAUCACGAAUGAUGAGGACGUAAUAGCAAUGUCCCUAAAGGAUAAAUCAUCGGUGUUGGAGCCACGUAUGGCUUUGGAAAGUAUUCAUCAUUAUCCUUCAGAUUAUAUACCAAUUCAGCUUGACUCGUUUCAGGAUUUGAAUGUCUGUCAAAAGCUUUUGAAGACGUCAGAGUUCGAGUGGAAUGAAAAAAUCUAUCAUCCGGUAUUUGCAUUGGGUAUUGUUGCGGCAUUAUACCAUACAAAUCCAGAAGUCUCUAAUAUGCAAGUUAUAUUGCAACAACAUUUUCUGGGAUUAAUAAUAAUGGGCCUUUCAUUGCACAAUGAUCAACUAAGAGCUGCUUCUUUUCAUUUCAUUCAGCAUUUUCUUCUGGGGCUAGAAGAUCAAAAGCUUCGCGAAAGGCACUUGGUUAAACUAGCACUUUCAAGUGUAAUCGUCAAUGUGUCUACUCCUAGUCAAAGAUUGAGCACAUUAAUGGCUAACUUUUAUGCUCAGAGUGUAAGUAUAAUUAUGCGGCCCUCACAUCACAUGUUUUUGGGUAUCAAUCGUUAUUUCUUGCAAAGGCAGCACAUAGACAUUACGGACAUUCCUAUGUUUUAUGAACUGUUAUAUCCUUCUUCCGAUUACACGAAAUGUCUUUCUUGGCUAUUAUCGUUAUUGUUGGCGGGUUUACAAAAAGGAGAAGAUUUGAAGCUCUACCUUCGUCGCCAUGUAUUCGAAACAAUAUCCACAUUGUAUGAAUCUUGUGUGGUGAAUAGAGAGAUACAGGAAGCAAUUUCGGAGAUUCUUUUGAGGGUGGACGCACUAGGUGCUGGUGCUAUUUUAAAAAAGCAUAAUGCUGUGUAUUCUUUACUGCAAUUACUUCCGCAUCAAUAUUUGUUGCAGUCCAAAUCAUUUAACACAGCAGAAGCUUAA
Messenger RNA from Schizosaccharomyces osmophilus, 4473 nucleotides. It is a transcript of the gene urb1, whose product is annotated as ribosome biogenesis protein Urb1. Gene Ontology annotation, cellular component: nucleolus. The transcript has a single exon. Bases 1 to 4473 code for a protein of 1490 amino acids. The record is from RefSeq and is a predicted model, not a curated record. Lineage: Eukaryota; Fungi; Ascomycota; Schizosaccharomycetes; Schizosaccharomycetales; Schizosaccharomycetaceae. Gene Ontology annotation, biological process: maturation of 5.8S rRNA from tricistronic rRNA transcript (SSU-rRNA, 5.8S rRNA, LSU-rRNA); maturation of LSU-rRNA from tricistronic rRNA transcript (SSU-rRNA, 5.8S rRNA, LSU-rRNA).